Hippopotamus amphibius kiboko is the source of this 4374-nucleotide messenger RNA. It is a transcript of the gene FAM124A, whose product is annotated as family with sequence similarity 124 member A. Lineage: Eukaryota; Metazoa; Chordata; Mammalia; Artiodactyla; Hippopotamidae. The record is from RefSeq and is a predicted model, not a curated record. The transcript is spliced from 4 exons. The coding region runs from base 105 to 1742 and encodes 545 amino acids.
AGCCCGGCCAGCUCGGGCGGGUCCGGGCGGCGCUGGGCGGCCCGGAGGGAGCCCGCCCCGGGUCACGCCGGCGCCCGCGAGCGGAGCGCGGCGGGGAGCGCGCCAUGGACCCCAAGGCGGGCGGCGGCGAGGAGGAUGACUGCGUGGACUCGGGCGCCGAGACCGGAGGGUCCGACUACAGCCACAUGUCCUCCACCAGCAGUGAGCUCUCCGUGGAGGAAGCGCAGGACCCUUUCCUGGUCAGCAUCCACAUAAUCACAGACCCAGGGGAAUCCCGACCCCUGCAGGAGGCCAUCGACAAGGUCUUGGCUUGGAUCCACCCGGACCUCCAGCUGUUCAGGGUCUCUGAAAGGAGGGCUUCCAGGCGGCGGAGGAAGGCCCCCAAGGCGGUGCAGCCGGCGCUGGCAGUGGUCCUCUUCCUGCAGGAGGAGUACGGGGAGGAGCAGAUCCUGCAGCUGCACCGCACACUGCAGCGGCCGCCCUGGCGCCACCACCACACGGAGCGCGUGCCUAGCAGGUUCCUGCCCUACCUGCCCUGCAGCCAGGACUUCUUCACGCUGGCCCCUGGGACACCGCUGUGGGCCAUCCGGCCCGUGCACUACGGCAAGGAAAUCGUGCGCUUCACCAUCUAUUGUCGCCAUGACAACUACGCCGACAUCCUCAAGUUCUACGAGCUGAUACUCAGGCGUAGCCCCAGCCAGAGGAAAACAGACUUCUGCAUCUUCCCCAUUUUCUCCAAUCUGGAUGUGGACAUCCAGUUCUCCCUGAAGAGACUGCCCAGUGACCAGACGCCAGUCCCCACCGACUCCUCCGUGCUGGAGUUCCGAGUCAAGGACAUUGGUGAGCUGGUGCCUCUCUUGCCUAACCCCUGUAGCCCCAUCAGUGAGGGGCGCUGGCAGACGGAGGACCACGAUGGGAACAAGAUCCUUCUGCAGGCACAGAGGGUGCACAGGAAGUGCCCUAAACCUAGCAGAGCUCACCACGCCUCGGAGCAGAAACCUGGGUCCACGCCUUCCCCGAGCGCCGCCGCACCGAGCCGGACCCCUGGCAGCGGCCCGCAGCCCCUGCUGGACACGUCACACUCGGGGCUGGGCCAGACGGGCCUGCCUACCCGGCACUCGCAGGACUUUGCCAGACGAGCCAGCAGCCCUCCCAGGCUCCCCUGGACUUUCCAGAGAAGCAAGUCCUUGUUUUGUUUGCCCACCGGAGACCCCUCCCCGGCCUCCUCAGCUGAACCACAGUGGUUUGCAAACACCGGCAGCCCAGGGCAGAGAGUGCCAGAGCCGAGGCACGGCCACCUCCUCUCCAUCGAUGACUUAGAGGGGGCCCAGGAGACAGAUGUGGACACGGGGCUGCGGCUCUCCUCCUCUGACCUGUCCGUGGUCUCUGCCUACUCUGCACCCAGCAGGUUCUGCAGCCCCAUGGAAACACCGCUCCCCUCUGAAAGAUGCAGCAGCCUCUGGUCAGAGCGCAGGGGUUCCAGAGAAGGACCGCUGCCUGCUGGGGGUGGCCUGACCACAGAGGCCCCCUGGGCUGCCCUCCCCUUCUUCACCAAAGGGCCUUCUGGCUCCUCGGCCACAGCUGUCACCGCUCCCUCAGCUUCUGACACCUCCUCGCUCACAGAGUCACCCCCAGAACUCCCUUACGAUCCCCCUGACGCCCAGCAGACAGGCAGAGAUGUCCCACCACCCUCAGCGCCGGGGGGACACGGGGACAAUGACUCAGAGGAAUUCUACAUCUGAACACCCCCCAAGUCUUGUCUUUCAGACCCACAGGCUCAGGUCCCCUGGCCCCUCUGGGGUCUGCACGCCACCUGUCUUCUCAGCCCCGCUUCCCUUGGUCUGUCUGGACUCUAAUCACCUGUCUCACGGGGUCAUUAUCAGCACGUUUGCCACAUCACCCAUUCUUACCUGCGAGGUGGUGUAUUUCUAGGGACUUGAUGGAAAAACACUGAGAUUUUUAUGCAAAUAAAUUCUCAACAAACUUAAGUCAUAAAAUAUAUUUUUGAAUACUCAGUUCCAUUUGAGAUAUGGCUUAGUGCACUUAUAUAAUUCAAAUGCUUCAUAUAAUUAUUUGAAAUGAAAAGGAAACUUAUUCAGCUGGAGCUGAUUUGGCAAUUUUUCAUGCUGUGAAGGAAAAACAAUUAAAGCCAAAAUGUUGAAUGUGAAAAAGAUACCAAGUGACUCAUAUGAGAGAUUAGUGCACAUGAUUCCACCGUACUGGAUUCACCUUACCAGGGAGCAGUGGCCCUGGGAAUUUCCAGGUACUGUUAUAGUGAAAGGAGUCACCUUUAUAAAACAGUAAACAUAUAUCAGACUGCAGUGAUGCCUCACUUUGACACCACGCAACAUUGGAAAAUCUGCAUUUACGCAAAAAUAGCUAAUAUACUUUAUACAGAUUUAGCUUAACAGACUCUUGGUGCAUUUAGAAUACAAUUUGAGUUCCCCAAACUAGAUCUGCAUACACCUUUCGAACGCAUUCACGGUAACAAGUGAGAGUCUACAGAAGUCUCCACCACCUGGAUUUAUCUGGACCACUGAGAGAGAAUCGUUCGUUGGAGUUACAGAAUAAUAGGAUAUUAGACAUAGUGGGUAGGUCUUCUUAAGAUGCUUCAGUUUGUAAAACCACAAUCUAAGGGCUGUAUAUAUAGGUCUAUGUAAAUGACAGCAGCCACAUUUUAUAUACUGCUUUCUCCAGGAAACGCAUCGUCACACAGCCUUGUUCAUUUUUAAAUAAUAACAAUUUUAACUGGCAUUGUGAUUGCACACCUUAAUAAAUGCCCUCCCCGCUUCUCCAAAUGGGAAGCUUUACACAAAAUGCUGUCCUGAGCCAACACUGCUGCACAUGUUCAUAGGAGCCUUAACUGAAGCUGGAGCUCUAACCUGACCUUGGCCUUUGCUGCCGGUGCCUUGCUUCUGUCUUAGCAUGAAUGGUAUUGAAAUCUCACCUCUCCCACUGCAGUAAGGGGAUGUUUACAAUUCCAGCCCCAGCAGCGCCAAGUGCUGGCGUCCGGGUCAACACCGAGCUGUCCCUGGUUGCUGUGUACUUUGGGGAAGGAGAGCGCAGGCUUGCCUUGCUCACAUCCAACUCUAGUGCUUCCUGCCUGAUGACUCGGGGCCCGGUUCACACCUCCCUGGAAGGCCCACACCAGCCCAGACACAGCUUCAGAAUCCUCUUCAACACAGUCUUCCCGGCAGCCGGCUUCCUCAUCAGACUUGAGCUGAAGCUUCGCGUCUUUGCCGUCCCUGUAACGAGAACCUCCUACCCUGAACAUCCCGGAUAUUCCAGGACUCCAGAUUACAAUCUUCUGCUCUGACUGAAGUAAAGAAAAAUUUGGUCUUUUAUAAUUCCAGACCAGGAGUGAGCAAACUCUUUUUUAAAGGGCUAAAUAAUAAAUAUUUUAGGCUUUGCCAGCCAUACAGUCUCUGUGGAAGCUACUUACCUCUGCCAUUAUAGCGUGAAAGCAACCAAGGAUAUAUAAAUGAAUGGGAGUGGCUGAGUGCCAAGAAAAUUUAUUUUACAAGCACAGAUGGAAGGUCAGAUCCGGCCCAAGGGUCGUAUGUGCCAACCCUUGUGCUAGACGGAGGUUGCUUGAGAUCUCAGCCACGGCCAACGAUAAAAGAGCAAAGGUCUGUAGCCCUCUGCUGCUCUGGUGCCCAAGGUGAAGAAAGUACGCUCCAGGGCCACGCUGGCGACUGCCGAACCACAGGGCUCAAGAGCAGCGUGGGGCUUCUCUCUGCAGAGAUGGUGCCUAGAAGGCCACUGCCUGUCCACCUGCUGCCCCGAAAUGUGACUCACAGCCAGGAGCUGACGAUGCAAAGCAACAUGCUAAUCCCUCAGCAUGCUGACGCAGCCCCCAAGGAGCGGAAGGCAAGCUCAGGAUAGCAAAAGUCACUGCAGCAUCCACACGCGGACCCACAGCCAGGAGGUGGCUCCCCCCGUCUCCACCCUCCAUCAGUGCCCUUGGUUCAGAAUAUUCACGCGCACCCGCUAUGGAUGCUUUAGAGCGCACCUCUGACGCACGCUGGCCCUCCCCUUUCUCCCUGACCCCCGCCUCGGCACGAUGUAGUCUACCAAACAGAGGGGCCCCCAAAGAUGUCACCAAACCCCUUCAAAAGCAGAAAAUGCACGACGCCCCCAUAACACGAGGGGAGAUGGGGAGAGAAGCCCACCACAGACCACGCUCGCACGCUCCCCUCCCCGUAGACGGCGGUGCCCCUGGGGAGGAGUCACAGAGACGCUCCUGAUGGCGUAGCUCCCUUUUCUGACCUGCUGCUAACGCUGUCCUGCUCCAGGAGGGGUCCUGAUACCCACUGGGGGAUCCUGACUCUUUUUUUGGAUUAUCGUCGUGAGAGAUGCUGGCAUACUGUAGGU